GCUUCUAAAGCUUGUCCUUUUGCAAGCCAUGGCCGCUCCUAACUCUCCCUCUAUACAUACAAAGUGACCUCUCGUUCUGCGGCCACACCAGCAGCAUUCCAGCACCACACGCACUGCUAGUCCCUGCCUCUCUGCUCUGCCCUCCAUUGCUGCAAGAGCUAUAACUAUAAGGUUGCGGAGCAGCACGCGCCGUGAGAGCUCAACUUCGAAGAUGAUCAAGCUGAGGUGCUCCAAGAAGCUGUUCAGGAGGAGCUCCUCCAAGGGCAGCAGCAGUGGCAGCGACGGCGGCGAUGCCGGUGGUGGCCGCGGGGAGAUAGAGUGGGAGGUGAGGCCGGGGGGCAUGCUGGUGCAGAAGAGGGACGGAAGGGGCGACGUGGAGAUCAUCACUGUCAGGAUCGCCACCGGCUUCUCCUGGCAUGACGUCUCCAUUGGGGCGACCUGUACUUUUGGAGAGCUGAAGGUGGUGCUAUCCAUGGUGACAGGGCUGGAGCCGAGGGAGCAGAGGCUGCUGUUCAGGGGCAAGGAGAGGGAGGACAGCGACCACCUCCACAUGGUAGGGGUGAGGGACAAGGACAAGGUGCUCCUCCUCGAGGACCCUGCCCUCAAGGACAUGAAGGCCCAGGCCGUGCAGAGCCCGUAUCAGCCUUUUAUCAGGGUGUAGGCCUGGCUCGGUCCGGCUUGGCCCGCCAUAGCCCUAACUGAUAGAGUAAACAAGUAUCAUCCAGCUGCUCUUGGUUGGUGUCUUGGUGACCUCCUGCUACUAUUAAUCAACCAGUGUUAAGUACCACUCCAUGUAUGGGCAAAGGAAAGCCCCUCUUCAUGUGAGAGUGAGAGUACCACUACUUGUUAGUCGCGUAGUCUUCUCAUGCGUAACACUACUUGUAAGUCAGGUAGAUGAUGCACUUGCUUGUAAGUGCUGAGUAUGGCUGUCAUGCAUGUUAAGUUUGGUUGUUAAGAAAAAAAAAUGCAACCUUAGAGAUGACGUUGGCCUAGCAAGUUCCACACACAGUUUCAAGAGGCCUUAGGCCUCCAAGGCUCCAACUGAUAAUUGUGAUAAACAUUUUUCAGCUUUGGGUGAAACCUGCUAUUAGUAA
Setaria italica (foxtail millet) is the source of this 1094-nucleotide messenger RNA. Its product is annotated as BAG family molecular chaperone regulator 1. NCBI's taxonomy places the organism in Eukaryota, Viridiplantae, Streptophyta, Magnoliopsida, Poales, Poaceae. The record is from RefSeq and is a predicted model, not a curated record. The transcript has 2 exons. Gene Ontology annotation, molecular function: protein binding. The coding region runs from base 212 to 661 and encodes 149 amino acids.